Babesia bigemina is the source of this 552-nucleotide messenger RNA. RefSeq lists its product as hypothetical. The record is from RefSeq and is a predicted model, not a curated record. Lineage: Eukaryota; Apicomplexa; Aconoidasida; Piroplasmida; Babesiidae. Bases 1 to 552 code for a protein of 183 amino acids. The transcript has 6 exons.
AUGAACAUAGAAUUAUCGGUGUUGGUCUGCGUUGUUAACUGUCUUGCAAUCGCAUCAUGUCAUUCCUACGGCAAGGGUAGCCACGAGUUGGCAACACCUCCAAAACUCAGGAUUCCUGAGGGAAGAAGACAAAUAGCCCUCGUUGCCACGCGCAAAGGACACAAAUAUCCAUAUUUAUUGGCCUUCCACAGGAACGAAUGCGAGUUCUGCCAAGAUAUGGAAGCUUUAAUAAACCGAGCUAAUGUCGAGCACAAUCUUCAUAUCAAACGGCUCGAUGUCGCAUCGGACAACAACUAUGAGCUCAUGGUAAAAUUGGAUAGGAAGUCGAAAUGCGGAGGUCUGCCAUUUUUUUAUAAUCUUCUCACACACCAACACAUUUGUGGCGCCACCAACUACCGGAAUCUGAUUGCCUGGGCCAACGGCAAAUAUUUAAGUAAUGCGAAUCCGUAUCCGUUGAAGGAGGAAGAAAUCAAAGCGUCCUACCGAAGAAGCGGGUUAUACGCCAGAAUAAUGGUGAAACUGAGAAAUGUUAGUUUGUACACCGAAAUAUGA